GCCUGGCACCCUCUUGAACCAUCUUCUUCUCCCUUCUUAUAGCAACUGUUUCAACCUUCUCCACUCGAACUUACCAGAACUAGAACCCUAUCUUUCCCAUAUUCUCACGCUUACUUUUCCCUUCUUUACUCUUCUUCCCCAAUAAAAUUGCUUUAUAGGUCACUCGAUUCACACUCCUUCCGCUACUCAUGGCGACUACGCCCUCCUUCUCCGGUGUCCUCAUCAACGUUCCAUCCUCCACCUGCAUCGAUAGAACCGCAUUGUUUGUUCAACCUUCUCUCUCUCUCAAUUCCUUUUCUAAACCUAGGAGAACCACCUUACGCUCCUUGCAAUUGAAGACCAGGAGUAAUGAUGUUUUAUUGCUCACAAGGACGGGUGACAGGUUUGGUGGCAAGACCUCUCGUUCUUUUGUUGUUCGUUGUGAUGCUUCAUCCACCGGAAGGAUUACCCAACAAGAAUUCACAGAGAUGGCAUGGCAAGCUAUAGUGUCUUCACCUGAAGUGGCUAAGGAGAACAAGCAUCAGAUUGUGGAGACUGAGCAUUUGAUGAAAGCCCUGCUGGAACAGAAAAAUGGGCUAGCACGUAGAAUAUUCUCCAAGGCUGGUGUGGAUAAUACCCGCCUUCUUGAAGCCACUGAUAAAUACAUUCAGCGCCAACCAAAGGUUAUUGGUGAGUCAGCUGGCUCCAUGUUAGGGCGGGAUUUGGAAGCCCUGAUGCAGAGAGCUAGGGAUUACAAGAAAGAGUAUGGUGACUCAUUUGUCUCUGUUGAGCAUUUGGUGCUUGGUUAUGUGCAAGAUAACCGAUUUGGGAAACAAUUGUUUAAGGAUUUCCAAAUUUCGUUGAAAACCUUAAAGAAUGCAAUAGAAUCCAUCAGAGGGCGGCAAACAGUAAUAGACCAAGAUCCUGAGGGGAAGUAUGAAUCAUUAGAGAAGUAUGGUAAAGAUUUGACUGCUAUGGCAAGGGAAGGGAAACUUGACCCUGUCAUAGGAAGAGAUGAUGAAAUACGAAGAUGCAUCCAGAUCCUCUCCAGGAGAACUAAGAACAAUCCGGUGCUCAUUGGUGAACCAGGGGUUGGAAAGACUGCAAUUUCUGAAGGGCUUGCUCAGAGAAUAGUGCAAGGUGAUGUGCCUCAAGCUCUAAUGAAUCGAAAGUUGAUAUCCCUUGAUAUGGGUGCGCUUAUUGCUGGAGCAAAAUAUCGUGGAGAAUUUGAAGACCGACUAAAGGCAGUGCUGAAGGAGGUUACAGAUUCAGAUGGGCAGAUUGUUCUUUUCAUUGAUGAGAUCCAUACCGUUGUUGGGGCAGGGGCUACCAAUGGUGCAAUGGAUGCUGGCAAUCUCUUGAAGCCAAUGCUUGGUCGUGGAGAGUUGCGAUGCAUUGGUGCAACAACAUUGGACGAGUAUCGUAAAUAUAUUGAAAAGGAUCCGGCAUUGGAGCGCCGCUUUCAACAAGUUUAUGUUGACCAGCCUACAGUAGAAGAUACAGUUUCUAUACUUCGUGGACUGCGUGAGAGGUAUGAACUGCAUCAUGGAGUACGCAUCUCAGAUAGUGCACUUGUUGAAGCUGCAAUUCUCUCGGAUCGCUACAUCAGUGGACGCUUUCUACCAGAUAAAGCCAUUGAUCUGGUAGAUGAAGCGGCGGCUAAACUAAAAAUGGAGAUCACUUCAAAACCUACUGCACUUGAUGAGAUCAAUCGCUCGGUACUGAAAUUGGAAAUGGAGAGGCUGUCGCUCACUAGUGAUACAGAUAAAGCUUCAAAGGAUCGGUUGAAUCGCCUGGAGGCGGAGUUGGCUCUCUUGAAGGAGAGGCAAGCAGGGUUAAAUGAACAAUGGGAACAUGAAAAGAGCGUCAUGACAAAUUUGCAAUCUAUUAAAGAAGAAAUUGACAGGGUUAAUCUGGAGAUACAACAGGCGGAGCGAGAGUAUGAUCUUAACCGUGCAGCUGAGCUGAAGUAUGGGAGUCUGAACUCCUUGCUACGUCAACUUGAUACUGCUGAAAAAGAAUUGGUCGAGUAUAUGAGCUCUGGGAAGUCCAUGCUUAGGGAAGAAGUUACUGGUGAUGACAUUGCUGAGAUUGUAAGCAAAUGGACUGGCAUUCCGCUUUCCAAACUGAAACAAUCCGAGAGGGAGAAACUGUUGCACUUGGAGGAAGAACUACAUAAACGAGUAGUGGGUCAGGAUCCUGCGGUCACAGCUGUGGCCGAGGCUAUCCAACGGUCCAGAGCUGGUCUGUCAGAUCCUCACCGCCCAAUAGCUAGUUUCAUGUUCAUGGGACCUACCGGAGUGGGAAAGACGGAGUUAGCAAAAGCGCUUGCUUCUUACUUGUUCAACACCGAGGAGGCCCUUGUACGGAUUGACAUGAGUGAAUACAUGGAAAAGCACGCUGUUUCUAGAUUGAUAGGCGCUCCUCCUGGAUAUGUAGGGUAUGAGGAAGGAGGACAGUUGACAGAGACAGUACGCAGAAGGCCCUAUGCUGUUAUCCUGUUCGAUGAGAUUGAAAAGGCUCAUGCUGAUGUAUUCAAUGUGUUCCUCCAGAUCUUGGAUGAUGGCAGGGUAACUGACUCACAAGGUCGAACCGUCAGCUUCACCAACACCGUCAUCAUCAUGACCUCAAACGUUGGUUCACAGUACAUACUAGACACUGAUGACGACUCCAUGCCAAAAGGGCAAGCUUAUGAGACCAUAAAGCAGAGAGUGAUGGAUGCAGCAAGGUCCGUCUUUCGUCCAGAGUUCAUGAACCGGGUUGAUGAGUACAUAGUCUUCCAGCCUCUGGACCGCUCACAAAUUAACAGAAUAGUCUGGUUACAGUUGGAUCGGGUACAGAAGAGGAUAGCAGAUCGGAAGCUAAAGAUUGUGGUAAGCGAAGCUGCAGUUGAGCUUCUAGGAAGUCUUGGGUACGACCCGAACUAUGGUGCUAGACCAGUGAAGCGGGUGAUCCAACAAUAUGUUGAAAACGAACUUGCAAAGGGAAUCUUGAGAGGAGAGUUUAAGGACGAGGACACCAUAUCGAUAGACACAGAAGUCACAGCAUUCUCCAACGGUCAACUUCCCCAACAAAAGCUAGCCUUCAAGAGAGUCGACUCAUCAACAGCUGAUGCACCCGAGGGUCAAGAAACACUCUCACAAACUUACAGAGGUUAACAUGAUGUCCACAUGUAGAUGCAUAAAAUUAUACUCCAGAUGUUCGACAACCUCAUAAUAAAUGCUUUAUGCUAUAUUGAAAUCAAAUUACCUAAGCUAUGCUACCGCUA
Molecule: messenger RNA, 3247 nt
Organism: Cynara cardunculus var. scolymus (artichoke)
Lineage: Eukaryota; Viridiplantae; Streptophyta; Magnoliopsida; Asterales; Asteraceae
Product: chaperone protein ClpB3, chloroplastic
Exons: 10
Coding region: 189-3137 (982 amino acids)
Biological process (GO): cellular response to heat; protein refolding
Cellular component (GO): cytoplasm
Molecular function (GO): ATP hydrolysis activity; ATP binding
Source: RefSeq, a predicted model, not a curated record